CCGCCAAAUUCCCGUGACGUCAGGGCAGGAAGUGUUUGAGGAAGUGGCUCUGGGCUGGCUGCGUGGGGACCCUAAGUUUUCAUGCCCUCUGUGGGUGUCGCUGGCGGCCCCGCGGCCCCUGGGGCAGAGUCAGCAGGGCAUCGAUAUGAGCUGGUCACCGUCCCUCCCAACCCAGACAUGUGGGGCCUGGGAAAUGAAAGAACGACUCGGGACCGGGGGAUUUGGAAAUGUCAUCCGAUGGCACAAUCAGGCAACAGGCGAACAGAUUGCCAUCAAGCAGUGCCGACAGGAGCUCAGCCCGAAAAACAGAGAUCGCUGGUGCCUAGAGAUCCAGAUCAUGAGAAGGCUGAACCAUCCCAAUGUGGUGGCUGCCCGGGAUGUCCCAGAAGGGAUGCAGAACUUGGCACCCAAUGAUUUGCCUCUACUGGCCAUGGAGUACUGCCAAGGAGGAGAUCUCCGACGGUACUUGAACCAGUUCGAGAACUGCUGUGGCCUGCGGGAAGGAGCCAUCCUUACCCUGUUGAGUGACAUCGCGUCGGCACUUAGAUACCUUCAUGAGAACAGGAUCAUCCAUCGGGAUCUGAAGCCAGAAAACAUCGUUCUGCAGCAAGGAGAACAGCGAUUAAUACACAAGAUUAUUGAUCUAGGAUAUGCCAAGGAGCUUGAUCAGGGCAGCCUGUGCACUUCCUUUGUGGGGACUCUGCAGUACCUGGCUCCAGAGCUGCUGGAGCAGCAGAAGUACACAGUGACUGUUGACUACUGGAGCUUCGGCACCCUGGCCUUUGAGUGCAUCACUGGCUUCCGGCCCUUUCUUCCUAACUGGCAACCCGUGCAGUGGCAUUCCAAAGUCCGGCAGAAGAGUGAAGUGGACAUUGUUGUCAGUGAAGAUUUGAACGGAGCAGUGAAGUUUUCCAGCUCUUUACCCUUCCCCAAUAAUCUUAACAGUGUCCUGGCUGAACGUCUGGAGAAAUGGCUGCAGCUGAUGCUCAUGUGGCACCCUCGACAAAGGGGCACGGAUCCUCAGUACGGCCCGAAUGGCUGUUUCCGAGCCCUGGAUGACAUCCUGAACUUGAAGCUGGUUCAUAUCUUGAACAUGGUCACAGGCACCGUUCACACGUACCCUGUGACGGAGGACGAGAGUCUGCAGAGCUUAAAAAGCAGAAUCCGGGAGGACACGGGGAUCCUGGAGAACGACCAGGAGCUGCUGCAAGAGGCAGGGCUGGUGCUGCUCCCGGACAAGCCUGCGACUCAGUGCAUCUCAGACAGCAAGCCAAAUGAGGGUGUCACACUGGACAUGGAUCUUGUUUUUCUCUUUGACAACAGUAAAAUCACGUACGAGACUCAGAUCACCCCCCGACCCCAACCUGAAAGUGUCAGCUGUAUCCUUCAGGAGCCCAAGCGGAACCUCUCUUUCUUCCAGCUGAGGAAAGUGUGGGGCCAAGUCUGGCACAGCAUCCGAACGCUGAAGGAAGACGGCAACCGUCUGCAACAGGGACAACGAGCUGCCAUGAUGAAUCUGCUUCGGAACAACAGCUGCCUUUCCAAGAUGAAGAAUGUCAUGGCCUCCAUGGCGCAGCAGCUCAAGGCCAAGUUGGAUUUCUUUAAAACCAGCAUCCAGAUUGACCUGGAGAAGUACAAAGAGCAGACGGAGUUUGGGAUCACAUCGGAAAAGCUGCUGCUGGCGUGGAAGGAAAUGGAGCAGGCGGUGGAGCAGUGUGGGCGGGAGGAUGACGUGAAGCGUCUGGUGGAGAAGAUGAUGGCCCUGCAGACUGACAUUGUGGACUUACAGAGGAGCCCGAUGGGCCGGAAGCAGGGGGGCACCCUGGAUGACCUAGAGGAACAAGCGAGGGAACUCUAUAGAAGACUAAGGGAGAGGCCGAGAGACCAGAGGACGGACGGUGACAGUCAGGAGAUGGUUCGGCUGCUACUUCAGGCAAUCCAAAGCUUCGAGAAGAAAGUGCGAGUGAUUUAUACACAGCUCAGUAAAACCGUGGUCUGUAAGCAGAAGGCCCUGGAAUUGCUGCCCAAGGUGGAAGAGGUGGUGAGCCUUAUGAAUGAGGACGAGAAGACUGUGGUCCGCCUUCAGGAGAAGCGGCAGAAGGAGCUCUGGAACCUCCUGAAGAUCGCCUGUAGCAAAGUCAGAGGUCCAGUCAGUGGAAGCCCAGAUAGCAUGAACGUGUCUCGGCUUAGUCACCCUGGUCAGCUAAUGUCCCAGCCGUGCAGUGCCUGUGACAGCUUACCUGACUCAGCCAAGAAAAGUGGAGAACUGGUGGCUGAAGCCCACGCCCUCUGCACCCGGCUGGAAAGUAUGCUGCAAAGCACCGUGAAGGAGCAGGACCACAGCUUCACGGCACAGAGUUCCAGGAGCUUCAGCUAGUCCAAAGACUCUGGACUGGAGCUGGUUACAGAUGGAGGAUGAAGAAAGGGGUAGCCUGGAGCAGGCCUGUGACUGAGGUUUGCAGGGAUUGGCCCCAUCCCAUGGCUCUGCAUGUGAUGAUGCUCUGGUGGCUGCAGCACCCAGUUGGAAAUCUCACUCUCCCAGCGGCUGUGAUGUUUGCCUCAGCAACCUACCGCUGGCCCCGUCUACACACUGGACAUCCUCUACCACAGAAGCACAAGUACCAGUUACGGGCAUUCACAGCAACAGCGCUUCCUAGCUGCUUCCUCUGCCCUAAGAAGAAAGCGCUGAGUAAUUUGCCACAUGGAGCAUAUGGCAAAUGUCUACCUUGAGUGUUUCCAGACAGCAGCCAGCUGUCCCCCCUUUGGACCGCUGGAGGGAGGGAGACAUGCCCCCCCGCCCAUCCUUUUUCUCACCUUACAGCUCAGGCUUCAUCUGCAUCCAGCCUCUCUUGAACUUCUGAUCAUAAGUCUGACAGUCCUGACUUUCUCCUUCUUUUCACUUCACUGCUGGUAAAUAUUCUUGCUUCCUGUGCGGGUCGUUGUGGCAAACGACCUUUAACUCAGUUGCAGUGAUGCCAAGCUCCCUGCUGUCUCUGGUCCUUUAAGCUACUUCCAGAGCCAGGCAGAAUGGAAAUGCAGCCUACCUUCUCUUCAGUCCCAAAGAUGACCUGGAAUCGGUUGUCAUGGAGAAGAAAGGAAGACAAAGGGCUUGUGCCAUCUGCUACCCUACUAAGCAUUCUCACCAUGCCUCUGUACCUGUCAGGUGUGUGUGCACGAGUGUGCGUGUGCGUGUGUGUAGGAUGGGAUGCUGCUGCCUCUUGCAUUAGCUAGAAGCAUUAUUAAACUGGUUUAUUUUAUACAGAGUUUCUAUAUUUUGUAACAUUACUCAGAUAUAUAUAUUCUAGUUUCAAGUGUGUAUUUCUACAAUAUACCAUCACUAGUUCUUUUGAGCUCAAAAUUCAACACAACAGGAAUUUUUGUAAAAUUGAGUAGAGUAUGUCUAGAUUUGUGAGCCAUUUCAACAAAACUUGCGUGUGUGUGUGUGUGUGUGUGUGUGUGUACACGCAUGUGUAUAAAAGCAAAACAGGCUCAGGUUAUCAUAAACAGGUACAUUUGAUUAGAGAAUAAAAGUUGGAACAGAGAAAUAUCAAAGUGGCCACCGCAGAGACAAUAAUGAAGCAUCGAUGGUCAAGUGAUCAGAAAGGGCUUCGUGCUUUAUUGCUUCUUAGACAGUCAAACUGUACACUGGUAAACUAUUUUUAAACUCAUAAUAAAGAUGCUGGCUUAAGCUUAAUGUAAACUCA
Mesocricetus auratus (golden hamster) is the source of this 3704-nucleotide messenger RNA. It is a transcript of the gene Ikbkb, whose product is annotated as inhibitor of nuclear factor kappa B kinase subunit beta. Gene Ontology annotation, molecular function: ATP binding; IkappaB kinase activity. Gene Ontology annotation, biological process: peptidyl-serine phosphorylation; positive regulation of transcription by RNA polymerase II; tumor necrosis factor-mediated signaling pathway. The transcript has 23 exons. Gene Ontology annotation, cellular component: IkappaB kinase complex; cytoplasm. The record is from RefSeq and is a predicted model, not a curated record. The coding region runs from base 146 to 2377 and encodes 743 amino acids. NCBI's taxonomy places the organism in Eukaryota, Metazoa, Chordata, Mammalia, Rodentia, Cricetidae.